Linum trigynum is the source of this 6372-nucleotide messenger RNA. Lineage: Eukaryota; Viridiplantae; Streptophyta; Magnoliopsida; Malpighiales; Linaceae. The record is from the annotation of a GenBank genome assembly.
CAAGAACUCUCAAAAUCAAUGGUUGGAGCAAAAUAGAAUAAAAUAGAUUAAUAAAAGCAAUUGAAGGUUUGAUAUCAAAUUGAGUGAAAGGUGCCUUGCCUAGGAAGGAACUGAAAUUGAUCAUGUCCUAAAAGGAGAAACAUAGGUUAGCAUGAUUAACAUUCAUCAUGAAGUUCUUUCCCUUAGUGCCUCUCCUAUUAUCAAUGGUAAAAAAAUCAUGAGAGGCAGCAUAGGUUACAGACCAGGCCUAGAACCCGAACCCAAAUAACCCGAUUACCAGUCGUAGGGCUGAUAAUCCGAUUCAAGUCACAUCAACAAUCUCCACCUAAGGGAAGGCAUAGAGACAACAAGAUAAGUCACUUAAGGCACAUAAUUGGGGCCUCCCACCACAAUACUCUGUAGUGCUCCAGCCAUUUUCCCCAUUCCCAUGCUGUACUAUCUGUCCCUUGAUUGCCUUGUCUCUGCUGCCCACGACCCUCCAAGACCAAAUACGAUGCAUUCCCUAUUCAAUUGUGGCCAAGUCCCCAACAAAAAAUGGCUUGGCUAGAAAACACAUCACAAGUUACAAAAAAAAAAAAAAAACUUCCCACCAUAUGUGAACAAGGUUUUCGUUUCAUUUCAUCUCGAGAGUUGUGUUGUUCUUGGUAGUCAAGAAUAUGUAAUAUGUAAGUGCAUUCGCAACAACACAGUCAACACUGAUCAGAGUUAACGUCGGGUGGAAUCCAGUUAAAAGUUUGGAGUUCACGCGGGGAUAUAGCUACCACUUACCAACACAUAUGUACAGAGGUAUGUGCGAUGGCGUGGAACUCAUGGUUCUCAUUUUUGAACUACUAUUACAUACAUUGUGGGCUGCUGCUAAGAUUUUGACCAAUUGUAUGCGUUGGACGCUCACAAGUCACAACCAUCUUCAAACUGUUGGAGUGUUGACGACCGGGUCAUCUCAUUUAUUGUUUUCGUCUCCUAACUGUAGACGAGGUUCUUUUCGCAUUUCUAAUCUUGUUUCCAUCUUCUUCAUACCGUAUAUUUAUUUCUUUUAUGAAUGACAUCGCUUGAAUUGUUUGAUCAACUGUGAUGGCAAGAAUCAAAUUUUUACAUCUUCGAUUUCACGAUUGGAUUCAUAUCAUCGAUCUUUGUUACUCUAUUUAUCUAUUAGGUUUUCAUAGCACUACUACAAUCAACCGACACAACACUCCCCUAUCCCAAUCUCCUUUCCCAAAACACACCCCCCAAGAGCAAAAGAGAGCAAAAACAAACAAACUUCUCAUUCCUUCACUUCCCCAGUCUGGUUUAUUUGUUAGUUUCUGGUCCUUCCUUUCUUCUUCGAUGUCAUUAUUAUCCAUUAAUUGUCACCAUCUCCAGUUCUCAACCCUUGAAUCAAUUCUCUCUCGGGAAUAUAUUAUCAUCCUCCAUUCCCCCCUCCUUUCUCUUUCUCUUCUUACUUAAUCAAUUCAAACGAAACAAUCAAUCCUCCAUAACACUCUGCUGCCUCCCUCCCUCUCUCUCUAGUCUCUCCCCCACUCUUUCUCUCUCUUAUCGAGAGAAAAAACCCAACUAGCUCCUCCCUUCUUUUGGGGAAUACGGCCCGAUUUCUCCCCUUGAAUCAAUUCCCAAUUCGACCACAAAAACCAGAAGAAAGAAUGGGAACCCAAGUCCUCUGUUUCCCCUGCAAAAACCCAUAACCAGUAAGUCUCUUUCUUUACUCUGCUCCAUAAGAGGGAAAACCGGAAAAUAAGCUCUUCCCCCCCAGCAAUUUCCAGAGAUUUCUCCCUUCUCUACCGGAAUUCAUCUUCUGGGUAAGUUAAUUUACCUAUAAAGUUCACUACUUUGCUUUCUUUUUUAUGGCUUUCUCUACUCAUCUCCUUCCUCUGUUCAUGGACACUGAUUAGCUUAUGAUGAUGACGACAAUUACGUGAUUAAUCAAUUGUUGUUGAUUAGCUGGGUCUGUUUUUGGCUGUUCUGAUUCCUCUUGCCGUGAUGUGAUUAGUUUAUGGGAUUUUAAUAUCAAGCUUGUUUUGUUUUGGGUUCCACUUUAAUCGUCAUAGAAAAACAGGGGAAAGCUCGCCAAAAAGAAAGAAGAAAUAUCCCAUGGAGUGACUUCGAAGGAUAAUCAAAACCCUUUCUAACAAGAGACAAACGUCAGCUGACCUCUUUAAAACGUUUAUCUUUCUGUUUUAUCAGUGACCUUUCGUCACUUUUUGUUUUGCUUAUUGAUGCCUACCCAUUCUACGAGUCUCCUUGUUAUCCACACAUAAUUUGUUCAUUCUACCCACUAAAUGAUGUAACUUCAGGUCUCUAUCGAUUCGAGUUCAAAACGUCCCAAAAGAAGUUGAUAACGAACAUAUUAAAUCAUAUAUAACACUAGUAAUCUCUAUAUUCGAACUCGAAAUUCUUCGAAAGCUACUAUUAAUGAGCGAAUUAAACCAUUUUUAUUAAUCAUAUUUAUCUAUAAUCAUGUAAUUUUCGAACGAGAUUAAUUAGAAGACUACACGAGUCUUCUCAUUAUCCCAAAUAUAUAUGGCUUAUUGUGCUAUUGGUUUCAUUCAUAUAAGAGAUUUCAGUCCUCUAGAUUUUAUUGGUUUGCAAAAUUAUAGUUUAAACUCUGAACAUUUCAGAAGACCGUUAUUGAUGAACAAUCUAAAUUAUCGCCACAAUAAUAUGAUAUUAUACCAUAAUUAUGAUAUUUUCAAUUUUAAUUUUUUCCCCUAAUGUGCAAUUCAAUUAGUGAGAUGAACAAACUCUUUUAUCCACUAGAAAGAUAAAAUGGCUAGCUAAUUAUGAAGAUUACCUACUAAUAUUAAGAGAUUGAAAACCUAAAGCAACAUUUAUCAUGUGCUAUUACUUCCCUAAUCCUUCACUGAUCUUGUUUUUUUGUCCUAAAUCUUCCUAACCAAAUACAUACUCUUAAUGUGGAAACAAUUCCAAAAUUAUUGAUUGUGUAUAUACCUCUGUUUUUCAGGCUGGCAAUCAUCAAUUAUUUUGGAGUGGCCUUUAUUAGGAGAGAAAGGGGAAAGAUCCAUUUGCCAAGAGAGUGGUUGGCAGGCGGAAAAUUACCAUUUCAUCCCUCAAGUUAUCCCAAUAUGACGAAACACUCCUUGAACAUUUCCCUCCAAUUCCUCCUCAGUUCGAUUUUGAUCCUCUUCUCAAUUUUCCCGCCACCCACAACGGCCAUAACGGAAACGGAAGCUCUGUUGCAGUUCAAGUCUCAUCUCAAGGACCCUCUGAACUUCCUUAGCUCAUGGAAGAAAGAUUCCGAAUCCCGCUGCAACUUCACGGGGAUCACAUGCGAUCAGGUCUCCGGCCAGACUACAGUUAUCUCGUUCGAUGAUAAGGCACUCUCCGGUGAGAUUUCUCCGGUGAUCUCGAAGCUCUCCGGCCUGACAACCCUUUGGCUGCCGAGUAAUUCGAUCUCGGGGAAGAUUCCACCGGAGAUCGCCUGGCUGAAGAAUCUCCGGGUGCUGAAUUUGACGGGGAAUAAUCUGGUCGGCGAAAUCCCUGAUCUAUCUUUCCUAAUGAAAUUGGAGGUUCUGGAUCUGUCACUCAACUUCUUCUCCGGCAGGAUUCCGGCGUGGGUCGGGAAUUUGAGUUCCCUUAAAAUGCUGGCAUUGGGACAGAACAAGUACUUGAAAGGUGAGAUUCCGGCGAGCAUUGGGAAUUUGAAGAAUCUAACUUAUCUCUUUCUGGCGAAUUCUCAUCUAGUCGGUUCGAUCCCCGAUGCGAUCUUCGAGCUGGAAGCUCUGGGGACGCUGGAUCUAUCCCGGAACAAGAUCUCAGGCGAGUUUCCGAAAUCGAUCUCCAAGCUACGAAGCCUGUUUAAAAUCGAGCUUUUCGACAACUUGCUGACCGGAGAGAUACCGGAGGAGCUCGGAAACCUGACACAUUUAAAAGAGCUGGACAUCUCCGCCAACGAAUUACACGGCGAGAUUCCGGCGAGCCUUGCGAAACUGGACUUCACCGUGUUUCAAGUCUACGAGAAUCACUUUACUGGAGAAAUUCCAUCUGGAUUCGGAGAAAUGCGCAGCCUGAACGGAUUCUCCAUCUACAGAAACAACUUCACCGGGGAAUUCCCACCGGAUUUCGGCAGGUUCUCUCCUCUCAACAGCUUCGACAUCUCUGAGAAUCAAUUCUCCGGAAACUUCCCAAAGUUCUUGUGCGAAGGUCAGAACUUGCAGUUCUUGCUGGCAUUGGAGAACAGCUUUUCCGGCGAGUUUCCUGAUUCCUACUCCAAGUGUAAAUCACUCCAGAGAUUCCGAAUCAACAACAACAGAUUUUCAGGAAAGAUUCCCGACGGAAUCUGGGCGAUGCCAUUCGCUGUGAUUAUCGACUUCAGUGGCAACAACUUCACCGGUGGAAUCUCCCCUGAAAUCGGCCUCUCUUCCAACUUGAACCAGCUGAUUCUCUUCAACAACAAAUUCGCCGGCGACAUUCCAUCGGAAAUUGGGAAUCUAGCCAACCUCGAGAGGCUUUAUCUAAACAACAACAACUUCUCAGGCCCAAUACCUUCAUCAAUCGGGAAGCUGAAACAGCUUUCAUCGCUCCAACUGGGGAAGAAUUCGCUCAGAGGAUCUAUCCCGCCGGAGAUCGUACAAUGCACCAAACUAGUAGACAUGAAUCUCGCCGACAACUCUCUCACCGGGCGAAUCCCAAACGGAUUCUCAAACCUCAUCACUCUCAACUCCUUCAACCUCUCCCGAAAUCAGCUCACCGGUCCGAUCCCCGAUGAUCUCGGCUCCCUGAAGCUCAGCUUGCUCGACCUCUCCGAAAAUCAGCUGACAGGUGAAAUCCCACCCUCCCUCCUCUCCAUGGCAGGGGAAAAAUCUUUCGCCGAAAACAGAGCACUCUGCAUCGAGAAUUCCUUCGCGGGAAGUGGUUCGGCGAUGAUCAGCGUCUGUACAGGGAAAGAAAACAGAGGAGAAGGGCAGAACUCUAGAUCAUUGAAGCUCGCAUUGUUCACCGCCGCUGCAGUCGCUCUAGUCCUCACUCUUGCCUGGCUUCUAUUCGCGAGCUACAUGAAUUUCAAGCACGAAUUGGCCGAUUCGGAGCUCGGAUUAGAGAGAAACAAGAAGAAGGAAGAAGAAGAAGAAGCAGAGCCGAAAUGGAACGUCUCGUCGUUUCACCAAGUCGAAAUCGAAGCCGACGAGAUCAGCAAGUUGGAGGAAGACAAUGUGAUAGGAAGUGGAGGCACAGGGAAAGUCUACCGCUUGGAAUUGAACAAGAAGGGAAUCACAGUUGCAGUGAAGAAGCUGUGGAAAGGAGAUGGAUUGAAGUUCUUCACCGCCGAAAUGGAGAUCUUGGGGAGGAUUAGGCACAGGAAUGUGGUGAAGCUUUACGCUUGCUUGUUGAAGGGUGGAUGCAGCUACUUGGUUUACGAGUACAUGCCGAAUGGGAACUUGUUCGAGGCGAUUCAUCGGAGGAUCAAAGGCGGGAAGCUGCCGGAGCUGGAUUGGGUUCAUAGAUACAGAAUUGCCCUUGGAGCUGCGAAAGGGAUUUCGUAUCUACACCAUGAUUGCUCCCCUCCCGUUGUUCACAGAGAUAUCAAGUCGAGCAACGUGUUGCUCGACGAGGAUUACGAGGCGAAGAUCGCGGAUUUCGGUGUGGCGAAGCUUGCUGAGGUGACUCAUGGUCAGCAAGGGUGUGAUCAUAGCUGCUUUGCUGGUACUCAUGGCUACAUUGCUCCUGAGAUGGCGUAUUCGCUGAAGGUGACAGAAAAGAGCGAUGUGUACAGUUUCGGAGUCGUGCUACUCGAGCUCGUGACGGGGAAGAAACCCAUCGAGGACGAUGACGAGCACGGGGAAGGCAAGGACAUUGUGUCGUGGGUAUCCAGUCAUCUCACCAACAACGAUAAUAUCGUCAGGAACGUUCUCGACGGUUCAGUGGCGACCAAUGAAGCCGUACGAGACGACAUCCUACGAGUCCUGAAAAUCGCGCUCCUCUGCACCACGAAGCUGCCGAGCCUGCGGCCGACGAUGCGAGAAGUGGUGAGGUUGCUCGUAGAUGCUGAGCCCUUGUCUGCUGAUGUUGGUACUGAUCAUGUGGAAGAUGUAGGGAAUGGUUACUAUCACAAGCAUGUACUUAAAUAAAUUUUUUGGGUUUUGAAUUGGGUUUAGUAGUGGUUGCUUUAGUGGGUUACAUAAUUAACGAUUCAAUUGUUAGAUAUGGGGAAAUGGUGGCCUGAAAAUAGUAAAAUUAGUGUUGAGGUCUUUUAAGAGGUUUCACUAAUAUUGUCAAAUUGAGGUAUCCUAUAAUGGUGAUGACUAAUAAAGUUCUAGUAGCUUUAAAUUAUGAACACUAGAUUUUCCUCUCUUCAACUCAAACCUUAUGUUUUCAAUAUUGAACCGACGUUGAACAUAAAAAAAAUUAAUGGUGUAUGUUUUA